AAAGUGGAAGCGAGGUUUGGCACGCUCCUGUGCCUUCCGAUGUCCGCUUGAGCUCGGUUUUUGUCCGAUUCGAGGUGAUCGCGAUGUUGGUACAGGGAUUCUGUGGGUGACAGGCCGAGAAACGCCUGCCUGACCCGAUUGAUCAGUCACGAUGAUGGCCAACCGGAAGAUCGAGUGCAUUUUCUUCAGUGAGUUUCAUCCAACUCAUGGCACAAAGAUAACCUACCAGGUUCCGGAGGAAUACAUUUUUCGAGAGCUGUUUGACUCCGUGCAUGUGUAUAUCAUUACCAAACAUGAGCUGCAGAACAAACUAAUCACAGUAACUGCCAUGGACAAGAAGCUGAUUGGUUGUCCUGUAUGCAUUGAGAACAAGAAAUACAGUCGAAAUGCUCUGCUCUUUAACCUAGGCUUUGUGUGUGAUGCUCGAGCAAAGACGUGUGCUCUGGAGCCCAUCGUGAAGAAGCUAGCGGGAUAUCUCACCACACUGGAGCUGGAAACUGGGUUUAUCUCAAAUGAAGAUAGCAAACAGAGAUUGGUGCCUAUAAUGAAUAUCUUACUGGAAGGCCUUAACUCCACGGGCGAAUGUUCCCUCCCUAUAGAUGAGAGUAACACUAUGCAUUUGAAAGUGAUUGAGCCUCGAGUGUCGCCACCAACCGCACAGGAAUACGAUGUUCCUGUCUUUAUUGAAGAGAAAGAAGAUUUUAGUAAUUCACAAUGGGAUUUAACCACUCAGCAGAUCCUUCCAUACAUUGAUGGUUUCCGUCACAUCCAGAAGAUUUCUGCAGAGGCUGAUGUGGAACUGAACCUUGUGCGAAUUGCAAUCCAAAACCUGAUGUACUAUGGAGUGGUUACAUUAGUUUCAAUAUUUCAGUAUUCCAAUGUAUAUUGUACAACUCCACUGGUGCAUGAGCUUAUCCAUGACAAAGCUUUACAAGAGGAAUGUCUGAACUACGUGAGUAAGCCAGGCCUUAAGCGGCCCAGUCUCCGUGAUGUCUUCCAGCUGUACUGUGGCCUAAGCCCAGGUACUACAGUAAGAGAUCUGAUCGCUCGAUAUACACAGCAGCUACAAAGAGUGGAUGAAAGAAAACUCAUUCAGUUUGGGCUGAUUAAGAAACUCAUCAGGAGGCUGCACAAAUAUCCGGUGAAGGUGUCUCGUGAUGAGAGGAGCCCUGCUCGCCUGUAUACGGGGAGCCACAGCUAUGAUGAGAUCUGCUGCAAAACAGGGAUGAGUUAUCGGGAGCUUGAUGAAAGGCUGGACAGUGAUCCCAAUAUUAUUGUGUGUUUGAAGUAAGCUGCUGUAUGACGUGUCUUGGGAGAGGAGCGCUUAGACCUCCUGCUUUGGAUGAUUUGCGGGGAAGACCAAACUGGACUGCUGAACACUGACAUUACUAUGUAUAAGAGCCGUUUGCAGUUAGAUAUUUAAUAAAAACUCUAGGAACAAGGGAUCCUCAUCAAUACUGUUAAUAUGUGAAUUAAAAGAUUUUAUUUA
This is a messenger RNA of Xenopus laevis (African clawed frog), 1489 nucleotides long. RefSeq names its product NPR2 like, GATOR1 complex subunit S homeolog (gene nprl2.S). The record is from RefSeq and is a predicted model, not a curated record. Gene Ontology annotation, molecular function: GTPase activator activity. Gene Ontology annotation, biological process: negative regulation of TORC1 signaling; positive regulation of autophagy; cellular response to amino acid starvation. The transcript is spliced from 12 exons. The coding region runs from base 152 to 1291 and encodes 379 amino acids. Gene Ontology annotation, cellular component: vacuolar membrane; GATOR1 complex. NCBI's taxonomy places the organism in Eukaryota, Metazoa, Chordata, Amphibia, Anura, Pipidae.